This is a messenger RNA of Psilocybe cubensis, 1716 nucleotides long. RefSeq names its product putative cell cycle serine/threonine-protein kinase CDC5-like protein. Gene Ontology annotation, biological process: protein phosphorylation. NCBI's taxonomy places the organism in Eukaryota, Fungi, Basidiomycota, Agaricomycetes, Agaricales, Agrocybaceae. Bases 1 to 1716 code for a protein of 571 amino acids. Gene Ontology annotation, molecular function: protein kinase activity; ATP binding. The record is from RefSeq and is a predicted model, not a curated record. The transcript has 5 exons.
AUGAAUCCCUUGCAAGAUACCUAUGUUGCAUUACCCAUAAGUGGCAUCAUCAACGUGCAGGAUGAGGCUGUCGCUCAUGGGAUAAAGUACGAUGGUUUUGAUGUCGAUGCAUUUCUAUCGUGUUGUAACCCGGGUUCCCCAACAAUUCCGCCAUGGCGCUUAAUUUAUGGGCAUCCCAAACAUGAAGGCGACGUACGACCAACAACAGUCAAACCAAACUCGUCACAGGCCCGGAAACGUGCAGAUGACAAUAGCGAAAGCCAUGGUUUUGGAAUUGCCUUCAAAAAUGACACCGUUUCCAAAUCAGAAAAAAAUGCGGUAACAGGAUUAAAGCAUAGCGGAUUGCCAACAAGGUUGGAGACUUCUCCAACGCGGUUGAUAAGCUCAGGAGACAAUGAUUCCACUGAAUUGAUCAAUCAAGAGGUUUCGGGAGCUGAAAAGCAGAGCGAGUCACUUCCUGCCAGAGCGAUCACAAAUAACAUCUCAAAAGGUGACUCUGCAGUAAUAGAGCAUGGAGAAGAAGAUCGGGAAUCGGAUCAAGGAGACCGAGAGAUUGUAUGGGUUGACAGAGAAAACGACGAGGAAGAAGAGGCACCCUUAGAACAAGAUGCUGAGCGAAUGGCCAUUUUGCUGGAUCGUUUAGACCCACGGCUAAGGGAAUACAGUUCCAUUUUGCCACAUCACAUUUUUCACGGAGCAAAGAUUCGUAGGUCCACAGGAAAUAGCGAGUCGGUAUAUGGGAAAGUUUUAUCGUUCACUUUCUUGGCCAAUAUUGCGACCAAAAGAUCGGGAGGCUGGCAUUCAAGUUCAGCGGAGCUCGGCUCAACAACUUUGGAAUUUGUGGAAGGGGAAGGAGGCAAAGUUCUUGUUCUCAAAAGGCAUAACCCUGUAAUAAUGUCCAGAGAUGGAGGUGUGCAAAUGGAGACUGAGAGGGAAGUGUAUGCCCGGAUUGCAACAGUUUCGGAAGAGGAACCAGGCGCCCAGUUUCUUAUGUGGCUCGAAGCUGCUGUGACAUUCACGGACAUGCUUGGUAUCAGCGAACGGGCAUUAGUUAUGCCAGCAAUGCCGACAACGUUAGGAGAUGUCCUGGACCGUAGAUACAAGACAUCCACUGAGAUUUCGAAGGGCGAUAUACGUCGAAUCAUGGCUCAGUGUGCUAUUGGUAUUGCCACACUCCACAGUAUCGGUGUAAUUCACGCCGAUAUCAAGCCUGACAAUAUCUUCCUAGACGCUCGCCGGAACGUUAGAAUCGGCGAUUUUGGUCUUAGCUGUAUCGCCAAAAAGGUUGGACCUCUCAAAGCCACCGUCGCCUAUGGGCGCAAAUAUGGAGGUACAGAAGGGUAUAUGGCUCCAGAGAGUGUUGAAGAUCCGCCAAGGUUCAGCUAUCAAGUUGAUUACUGGGCACUCGGUUUGAUUUUUUGGGAGAUGGUGGUUGGUAAUUACGAUUUCCUGGAAGCUCUGUCGUCCGACAAUGUAGAAGGGUGGGCGUACUUUCACAGGGAGCGCAAGAAAAGGUUUGCUUACUUCAAGAAAUAUUUUCCGGUGGAAGAAUGUGAUCUGGAGCUGGAAUUACAGCUUGUCUGUGGGCUUGUGGAUCCAUGUCCCCAAACCCGAAUGGGAAUUGACCGGUUGCUCGUCCAUAGAUACUUCGAAGUUGAUGGAGUAUCAGAAUUCAAAGAUAUGAGGGAGAAAGGUAAGCUCGUCAUAAAACUUUGA